AUGACGAGGAGAGGACCAAAGAAAAGGGCUGGCCUUGGCUCAAGUUUGGUAUUCAAGUUCGGCCAAGAACAUCCUAAUAGCCUGCGGCACAAAUACAACUUUAUUGCAGAUGUGGUGGAGAAGAUAGCUCCUGCUGUGGUUCACAUUGAAUUAUUUCGCAAACUUCCUUAUUCAAAGAGGGAGAUUCCUGUUGCCAGUGGUUCAGGGUUCAUUGUCUCAGAAGAUGGACUGAUAGUGACAAAUGCCCACGUUGUCACCAACAAAAACCGGGUGAAAGUGGAGCUGAAGAACGGUGAAACAUAUGAAGCUAAAAUUAAAGAUGUUGAUGAAAAAGCUGACAUUGCACUAAUUAAAAUAGAUGCUCAGGGUAAAUUGCCAGUUCUUCUGCUUGGUCAGUCUGCAGACUUGAGGCCAGGAGAGUUUGUGGUUGCGAUUGGAAGUCCAUUUUCCCUUCAAAACACAGUGACUACAGGGAUCGUUAGUACCACUCAACGUGGAGGGAAGGAGCUGGGGCUCCGCAACUCCGAUAUGGACUACAUUCAGACCGAUGCCAUCAUCAACUAUGGAAACUCCGGAGGACCCCUAGUAAAUCUGGAUGGUGAAGUCAUUGGAAUCAACACAUUAAAAGUUACAGCAGGGAUCUCGUUUGCUAUCCCAUCGGAUAAAAUAAAAAAGUUCCUAACGGAAUCCCAUGACAGACAAGCUAAAGGAAAAGCUAUAACCAAAAAGAAAUACAUCGGCAUACGAAUGAUGUCGCUAACUCCUAGCAAAGCUAGAGAGCUGAAGGAGCACCAUAAAGACUUUCCUGAUGUUGUCUCUGGGGCCUACGUUAUUGAAGUAAUUCCAGAAACACCAGCUGAAGCUGGUGGCCUGAAGGACAACGAUGUGAUUAUAAGCAUCAAUGGACAGUCAAUAAGUUCAGCCAGUGAUGUCAGUGACAUUAUUAAAAAGGACAGUACGUUGAACAUGGUUGUACGCAGGGGCAACGAAGAUGUUAUGUUAACAGUAGUUCCUGAAGAAAUUGAUCCCUAACCAGAAACAUGAGCUGGAUUUCAUGUUUUCUUUUAACAGCAUUGGACUGCUUAUAUUCUCUCUUGUGCUGGUACAGGAAACGUUAGACUUCUGACCAACAUUCUGCUUUUUCAGUGGAUUAGUAUUGGCCAACAGAGUAACUUCUAAUAGGUUUAAGGUGCAAAAUCAGUGUAAUUUCACAUACUCCAGACGAUAAUUUUUUCCUUCUGUAUUAUGUAUGCAAUGUAUUCUUUACUGGCUAUUACAUUCCCCGCUUAACAAAUCGACGUUUGCUUCCCUGUGUUGAAUAGACUUACCUUUAUUUCUGCUAAGAUUUAAACAAAACCCACGCACACAAUGUGUGUUGUGGUAUUCAGGUAUUUAUAGGUUAGCCAUGUUUUAACUGGAAAUACCAUUGUAAAGGAGUAGUUGGUUUAAAAGAAAACACAAUUGGGAAAAAAAGUUUGGUUUAUAAAUACAAAGAAAUCCCAACCAAAAUAACCUGUUCAGGAUCCCGUGCAGGAUUUUAAUACUAUGAUAUUUUCCUAGUGUUAUUAAAAGAAUUCAACAGUA
Molecule: messenger RNA, 1584 nt
Organism: Cariama cristata (Red-legged seriema)
Lineage: Eukaryota; Metazoa; Chordata; Aves; Cariamiformes; Cariamidae
Gene: HTRA1
Product: HtrA serine peptidase 1
Exons: 9
Coding region: 1-1032 (343 amino acids)
Biological process (GO): proteolysis; positive regulation of apoptotic process; programmed cell death
Molecular function (GO): protein binding; serine-type endopeptidase activity
Source: RefSeq, a predicted model, not a curated record